Messenger RNA from Penicillium waksmanii, 1233 nucleotides. RefSeq lists its product as uncharacterized. NCBI's taxonomy places the organism in Eukaryota, Fungi, Ascomycota, Eurotiomycetes, Eurotiales, Aspergillaceae. The record is from RefSeq and is a predicted model, not a curated record. The transcript has 3 exons. Bases 1 to 1233 code for a protein of 410 amino acids.
AUGGAAGAAGUUCCUGGAAGCAAGGAUAUCCCAGUCGAGAGUGGUGGCCCUCCGAUAUAUGAGUUGUCAACAGUGGGCCAAAUAGCCCCCAACUCCACCGGCAUCGACACUCUAGAAAAGCAGUGGGCUCUUGAUGAGGCACAGGAUGAACUCACACGCAUGUCUUCCAACUCCGAUGUCGAAAAGGACAAAAAGUCUCAAAAAGAAGUCGAUCAAGGUGAUCUGGCACAAAGGUUCAUUUCCGAUCACCCAGCACCUCCGCCGUACUCUUUAUAUGACGAGUCCCCGCGACGCCAGCUGUCAGCGCCAGUUGUGCUUCCUCAACGACGACCCAAAGAUCGCGAUCGAGGCUUUAUUCGUGCAUAUGCACCCACUCUUGGUGAUUGCGGUAUUGAUCAAGACAUGUUCAUCGAUUUCCUGGACACGGCCGAGAAAUCCUGUCAAGCUACCCCCUGGCUAAAUGCCAUCAACUUGGCUUCUAUUGGAACUAUGUGGCUGCCAACUGUCACCGGCAUUGCUGUUUCGAUUGCUAUCCAACUUGCGACUGAUGUUGCCAUUGCUGCCGAUGGUCGCCGAAAGACCAAUUCGUUCUUCGAUAAAGUAAACAGGGAAUUCUUCCAGCCCCGAGGUCUUUACUGUUUGGUGAUGACAUGGAAUCCUGAGCUGCCAGAUGCUCCCUCUACGGCCGUGGAUUUGAAUUCGCUCGUUUCCAACGCAGCUGGCAGUGCCAGUGCCCAAGGUUCGAAUACACUCGGUCGACUUCGUCAUCGCUUCAAGUCUUCAGAUGGAAAGGCAUACGGCAAUAUUUUUCCUGAAGUGGCUCCGCUCAUCUUCCCCGAAAUUGAUCGACUCGCAUCGGAUCAAAACGCGGGAAAGAAGCUAUCUAAAAUGAAGCGAAGAAAAGAAUUCGUCGGUGGAUAUUUGGAUAAAAGAGCCCAGGCUAGAUUUACAGCUGAAAAUCCCACCAGUCAACUAAACCAGGGCCCCAAGCCAGUCUUCACAUCCCGGUAUGCCGACCCAAAUCAUCCAGCGAGCAGCGGAGAUCUGCUCGCUCUCAUGAGUGGAGGUCGUUUCACUAUGGAAGACUUGCCACGCCGACAAGUUCCACAAUCUGCAUUUGAAAACAGAGGUCAAAUAGGAGGACAAGACCAUCAUUACCAAAGUCGGGAGAACUCAAAUUCCAAUGCGCCAGCUCCACAUGCCCCCCCAUGGAAGCCCAUUCGGAUUAUUUGA